Molecule: messenger RNA, 3373 nt
Organism: Bipolaris sorokiniana ND90Pr
Lineage: Eukaryota; Fungi; Ascomycota; Dothideomycetes; Pleosporales; Pleosporaceae
Exons: 5
Coding region: 17-3373 (1118 amino acids)
Biological process (GO): positive regulation of transcription by RNA polymerase II
Cellular component (GO): nucleus
Molecular function (GO): transcription cis-regulatory region binding; zinc ion binding; DNA-binding transcription factor activity, RNA polymerase II-specific
Source: RefSeq, a predicted model, not a curated record
CAACAGUAAAUAUCCAAUGGCUACCGAGACUCGCAGCCAAGAUGGGUGCUGGUCUUGCAGGCUCCGGAAGAAGAAGUGUGACGAAAGGCGACCUAUAUGUACGGAAUGCAUGUGCCUGGGACUUGAUUGCCACGGUUUUGGUACAAGGCCGGCCUGGAUGGACCGCGGCGCUCGACAAAAGGCACAAGCAGCGAAGAUGAAGGAGAAGCUAGCACAGCUGACCAAGAGCCGACGGCACAAACAGGUGCGAACCCAAAACGAUUGGGUAGCUAAGCAGCCCCCAAAUUCCCACACGGAACGUUCCACCAUCCGAAUCGACGCCCCUGAUGCUUCAAGCGGUAUGCUCAUGGACCAUGAGCCCAGCUCUCCCACACAGACAUUUGGCGACACGUCCCAGGACGAGUUUGCAAGGAGUCGGCUUGCAGAAGCUCUCGAAGAAGAAGAUCAAAACACAAUAGUCUCAGAUGCUCUUGCUUCAUCAGAUGAUUCGGGCUCACAAAGAAUAUUCGAUGAUAUGACGUUCUUAUCCGGAUAUCCUGUUACUCUUGCUCCCUCGAGGAAUGCCAAUUUCCAGACAAGUCUCGAAGGCAUGGACUUUCUUUCUGAGCAGAACUUCGACCUACCAGAACUCGAGUCCAUCCUGACAGGCAGCUUGCACAUGGCCCAAGGUACGGCUGGGCUGGGCGUUGCGGAUGACCUUUGUGAAGCCUACCUUUCGCCGCCCGAGAGUCAAAUCAGCACAGCCUACCCGUCGUACGGGACUUCUGCAUUCAUACUUCCCAUCGGCGAUAUGGAGGACGCAAUAUUACUAGCCUAUUGUAUAGAAAAGGUUUUCAACUGGCAGUUCCCGUUCUGUUCGACGCUUCUGAGCGGUUUUAGCCAAGGGUACUUCCUAUGGCUUAUGUCCAAGUCACGACCCUUGUAUUUGGCAUCUCUCGCAUUGAGCAGCUCGCACAAGAGCCGUCAAAAAGCGGUAGAGGAGUCUUGCUCAAAACUGCGGUACGAAGACCACGCCGGAAGAUACAAUGUGGCAACGGAAGAGUUUCAUCGCAAUCUGAGAACGCCCAAAGCUGCCGACGACAUAUCGAUGCUGGCUUGCACUGUUUUACUCAUAUCCUCCAGUCUUCUUCAAGGCGGCAAAGUCGACUGGACCUCCCACCUAAGAACGGGCACGUCGCUGAUUGCCCCUUGGAUCGCCCAGGCACAGCAUGACACAAACUCGGCGUCUCCCAAAUCUCUCGAGGAGUCUUCGAGAGAUUUCUUCAUAAUUUCAAUAAUACGCGUCGACAUAUUAUCGGCAAUCAACCAAGAUAGUGCUCCAGGACUUUCCCACAACUACAAAGAGUGGUUCACAUCCACCCGUCAGCAAUUCUCUCUCGAAGCCGUUUGCGGCUGCAGCAACUGGAUCUUCGAAGUACUUCUCGACGUUUACUUACUGCGGGACUGGAAGAAGAAAACAAGGGCAGAAGGCCUGCUCAGCUUGUGGGAGUUGACCUCCAAAGCAAACACGAUCCAGGUAGAUCUUGAGAAGAAGAUGACCAGCAAUAUGAUACUCUUGAGAAAAAGCAAAGAAAAUGUUGAGCAGCAGCAACAGCAGGACAAAGACAGACCCCUGCAGUCUGGUGCACAGGGCCAAUACGAUAUAUGCGUUGUUAACCAUACCUUUGCCUGCGCCGUGUCUGUUCUCCUGGAGGUCAUCGUCUCGGGCGCGUAUCCGCGACUGCCAGAGGUAAAACAGAAAGCUGGGCGCGCUCUCGACGCCUUGGCCGAUAUCAAAGACAACGCUCGGCUUCUCGAAGUGCUAGGCUGGCCGCUCUUCGUCGUGGGGUGCGUCGUCGAAGAGGAGCGGCACGGCUUCUUCCGCCAGCUGCUCUCCUGCCAGUUGAGAAAUUCAGUUACUCUCUGCGGUCUCCUCGAUGUACUAGAAGAAUGCUGGAAAUCAAGAGCGUCGGGAGAGUGGGUUACACGGGGCAAGGGAAGGUGUAGAAACUGCUGCAAAUCCAACCGCGUCUGUGAGAGAGGGAUCCGUCUGAAUUUCAUCGACAUCCAGACAUCUACGCCGCACACUGGCCUCAUAGAUCUACCCCCAGGCACUCAGCUCAAGUUCCACGACGAAUCGCGAGCCAUCGCCUCGGGGUACGCUGUUGGUCCACAGAAGGACAAAAAUAUUGACACCUCGCACACGGAGCCUACACUGCAGACAGGACUACCCCAAACGGGCUUACCCAAAUAUGGCGCGAUUCCGCCCAUGGAGAUGACGUCUUGUGCAGAGCAGGCCGCGCUCGUUCCAGCACAGUGCAGCUCCUUGCCCUCAUUGCGCGUCAUCACCAACCAUGAUGAGGGUCUGCUGAUGGAGAUAUUCCUCAGCAAGGUGGCGCCUUGGAUGGACUGCCUGGUCGCGAGCAAACCCUUCACAAAUAUAACGCCCUUUUACGCCCUAAGCCAGCCCGCACUUUACAGCAUGGUAAUGGCUUGCGGGGAGAGAUAUUUGAUGCCUACAGAGGAAUCGCUUUACUAUGAAAAGGCAUGCCAGGGUCUUGAGCUCGAGAUAGCCAAGCCCAACGCUGAUUAUCUCCUGUGUGUGACCAUCUCAGCCUUGCUGCAUGCAUAUGAAACUAUGAGUGAUGGAGCCAACAAAAACAAAGGCGACUCGGAUCGCACGCGAGCUUUGAUUGGAGAAGCCGGCCUCAGCGGCGGAAAUUCAAGUCUGUUUGGUGCCUGCUUCUGGGCAUACAAGCUGAACUCUGUGUUAGAUAGUCUCGUUCGCAACUCAAGGCUGACGUGCGAUGCCGAAAGAAUGGACAUGGCACUGAACGCGGUCCAGAGUACAGGUACUAACAAUGGCAUACUUUACUGCGAAGAAGAUCUAUGGGCUUACCGGAUGGUGUCGGUAUGUGCCAAGGUUGCUGCGCUUCACACAGAGGUGGCUCAGGGCAUAUAUGGCGAUUCCAUGGACCGUCUCCGCCAGGACCGUGAGCAGUACAAGGGUUGGUGCGACGAAUGGGCCAGUAACGUGCCGAGAUCGAUGAUGCCCCUGUGCUAUAUCCCACCCCCAGAUGAGGAUUCGAAAUCAGAAACUACAACGCAUUUCCCUCAGGUCCUGUUCGUCGGGUCCUCAGCGACAGUCGCGCGCCUGCUUUAUCACGUCUCGUGUUUGCUGCUUGUCAGGAUCGGAGUAGCCGAGCGCUCAGCCGAGGCGCAAGAAGCCCAGUGCAGACAGAUAAGGCACGCUAUGGAUAUAUGCGGAAUUGCUUCGCAGGGUGAAGAUAAGUAUGGGACCCUAUUCCUCGAUGAAAAAGCAUAUGAACUUUUUUUUUUCACUCUUCUUUUGCUUUUCGUGGAUCGAGACACGCUAAUGACGAAUUCUGCAUAA